Gryllus bimaculatus (two-spotted cricket) is the source of this 5639-nucleotide messenger RNA. The record is from the annotation of a GenBank genome assembly. NCBI's taxonomy places the organism in Eukaryota, Metazoa, Arthropoda, Insecta, Orthoptera, Gryllidae.
AGUGUGCGACAUUUGCAACAAAUGCCAAAAACGUUGGAUGAAUUCAUUCAUCGACCGACCAGUCGGUCGUUUUGAACCUAAUCCGAGAGUGUCGGGUAUAUGGUGACGCGUCAGAGUGAUACAAACGGUGUUUCUAGAAGUUCAGCUGUAUCUUUAAGGAGGAGAAAGAAGUCUGCAAGUGAGGAUGGUGCGCCUCACCUUGUCAGCAAUUCUUUCUCCGGCGUUUUUCACUCCAAUGGUUCGGUUUCGCUCUGAUGAAGGCCAUUUGACACAGGAUGAUACACGAAAGAUUGAAGAAAUCGACGGUGCACAUCACCGUACGUUGUCAUCGUGAAUAUCCUGUAGUAACUGCAGGAACAAAUUGGAAAUGUCUUCAAAAUAUUCUGAGAGGUUGGUUAGAAAUUAUUCAGAAAUGAAAUAAGAGACAGUAAGCGAAUAACACCUCAAUUAGUGUUCCCGCCUAACUACGUUCACGCCAUGGCAUUGCACGAGUUAAAUGGCAAAGAAACUGACGCAAAGUGCAUUGUGUUCUUCGUUUGUUUCUACUUCUUUUGAAUUUACCGCUUGUCACCAGUCAGCUGCGCUUGUGCUGUCAUUUUCGUAAGGCGCAUGAGAAAUCGAUCGAAUAAACUCUACCGACGUAGGUGUUUUCAAUUGAAUGUGAUAUAAAGAAGAAUUGCAAAAAAGUGGAUCAGAUAUGAAGGGCAAUUUGAGAUGACAUUUCAUCAUAUGACCCAAAGCUGCCCUUUGUUGCCAGCAUGGGCAGUUCAUCAUCAAAAUUUAAGAAAUAUCUGCAGCAUGGAGAUGAAUUUGCUGCAAUGCAGGUGUUUCAAAGUUCACCUGAAUUGCGAAAAAAUUUAGACCCGAAUCUGAGUUACGGAGACAGCCACCAACAUAAUACAGCUCUUCAUUAUGCUGCAAAGCAUGGAAUGAAGCAUCUUUUAAGAACUUUUCUCAAUGAUUUGGGAGGGAACCCAAACAAGAAGAAUGGCUGCAACGAGUCAUCAUUGCAUGCUGCAUGCCAGCUGGGCCAGACUAAGUCUUUUUCUGCCCAAGAAAGGAGAGCAGCGUGUGUAGCUCUAUUGCUACAGUGGCGUGGCGUAGAACUCAAUUCUGGGGGCAGAGAGCGUGUUGACUUACAGGCACAGGAUGUGAAAGGGAAUACAGCCCUGCAUUGUGCAGCAAUGUCUGGCUUGAAACGAUGUGUGGAACUUCUGCUAGCUCAUGGCUCACCCCUGUUUACCGAAAAUCUGGACAAAUUGACUCCUUGUGACAUGGCAAUGCGAAAUAAUCAUCAUGAUAUUGCACAACUUCUGGAAUCAAGAAUGGUCUUUGCUGACAGCAUGGAUACUAUAAACGAAGCAGAAUUGUAUGGACCUUCAGGCCAAGAAGAAGUGUACUCAGGACUGAGAACUCAAGAUCUUCAGGAAGCAAAAGACCAACUUCUUGUGGAAACCUCAGAUAUGCUCCAUAUCCCUUUGUUUACAGCUGAAGCUCUGUUACGAGAUAACGAGUGGUCUCGAGAAGCGCUGCUAGAGAAGUGGAUGAAAGACCCUGUGCAGUGCUGCCAACUAGCUGGAGUGCAGCCUCCUGCAUCAGCUUUGCAGCAUUUAGAUCCAUCGCCUCCUAACAGUGGGCGAGCAUCAAGUGACGGAGGCACUGCUCUGAAUGCUCCUCCUGCUUCUCGUACUCUUGGGGGCUCUGACGCAGUUUGUGAGAUAUGUACCCUGGCAAUGCCAGCCUGGGAUCAACCUGUAGCCAUGUCUUGUGGCCAUCGCUUUUGUACCUCGUGUUGGGAAAGCUACCUCACAGUAAAAAUUCAAGAUGGAGAUGCACACCACAUCUUAUGUCCAGCUUAUCAGUGCCAUAUUCUUGUGCCUGUGGAACUCAUAGAACGAUUAGUUAGUCCUGAUAUGGCACGCAGAUAUCUACAAUUUGACAUUAAGGCUUUUGUAGACAGCAAUCGCAGUAUUAAAUGGUGCCCGAUGCCUGGUUGUGGAAGAGCUGUCCGCCUUCCUGAAACAGAACAGUUGCCAUCCAUAAAUUCUCAUCUUCUUAAUAACCCACCUUCUUCUCCUGGUUCAUCGGGGAAGCUUUCACUGCCUCCUGCAACAUCACAUGCCGUGGACUGUGGAAAUGGACAUUUCUUUUGCUGGGAAUGCUUGGGAGAAGCACAUGCCCCUUGUGGAUGCUACCAGUGGCAGCUGUGGCAGAAGAAGAUUUCUGAAGUGAAGCCAGAAGAACUCAAGGCUUCGUGCGUGGAGACUGAAGAUGCUGCUAAUUGUUUAUGGUUGGUCACGAACUCAAAACCUUGUCCAAAUUGUAAAUCCCCUAUACAGAAGAAUGAAGGCUGCAAUCACAUGAAAUGUUCCAAGUGCAAAUUUGAUUUCUGCUGGGUAUGUUUGGAAAACUGGAAAAAACAUAGUUCAGCAACUGGAGGAUAUUUUCGCUGUAAUCGUUUUGAAGCAGUUCACAAAGCAGAUGAAAGGCAAGGUCUUCUCAUUAGUGAAGCAACCAUGCGCAACCAGCAAGUACAAGAACUGAACCGCUUUCUGCACUAUUACACCCGCUUCCGCAAUCAUGAAAAUUCCCAGCACCUGGAGGAGCCUUUGCUUACAAAUGUACGUCAGAAGAUGGAGCUUCUGGCAUCCUCUCUGGGUCGAGGAGGAACCCGUCCUGGGGAAGCAGAAUUGGCUGAGAAGGGUACACGGUUUGUAGAAGAUGGGGUACGUGAACUUCUGAAGGCUCGAAGAGUGUUAUGUGGAUCUUAUGUUUAUGGCUACUACCUUGAAGAUAAUGGAUACAACAAAACAAUUUUUGAAUUCAUGCAGAAUGAAUUAGAGGAGGUCACAGAGAAGCUCUCGGAGCAAGUUGCUCGGCCUUACCUGCGCACUCCUCGCUCCUUGAUUAUUCAGACCACAGCGUUGGCUCGUCGAAAGCGCCAUGAAUUUGUUCGUGCUGUAGCAAAGGGCCUUAUUCCUCCAGAAACACCACCCACCCUACGUAAAGUGCGUAAUCAUCGCUCUUCACGUGUGUUAGGUGUUGACCUUUCUGACGAUGAGCAGAUGUCUCAUGCAAUAGCAGCAUCGCUGAAAGACUUGGAUCCUAAUAACCCAUGGGUCAAGGAUUCUCGAGGUCGACAUACCAAUUUGAGUGCCAUAUAUGAUUGGCCUGACUUUGAUUCUGAUGAGGAGGAGUCUGAAGUGAGCCGUGCUUUAGCUGUGAGUCUUCUGGGAGAAUGUAGCAGAGCAGGAUGUGGACGCCCUCGUGCUCGCAAUCCAAGAACUGCAGCUGUGCAUGAAUUUUGCAGUUUACGUUGCUCUCAAGCUGCUCGUCUUGCUCCAGAGGAUUUGUAUCAAGUCAAUGUAACUGCUGACUACAAUAUGGAUCUGGUGAUUGCUCUGGAAAUGUCCCGUCUCCAGAUGAUUGAAGAUGAAAUGAAAAAGAGGCAAAGAGCAGCCGAAGAUGAUGCUUCACAGGGAUCUCUGUCUGAGAAUGGUCUUCUGCGACCUCCUGGCACAAGUCUGGCUAGUACAAGUGGGAGUGCGAAAUUGCAAGAUGGUACUAUACCUGCUGGAGAUGACCACCAGCUCAAAUUAGCCAUUCAAUUAUCUCUUCAAGAAAAUCAAUCUGGAGAGAGCACACAUUCAAUCUCUGGCACUGGUCAUGAAGAGCUUCCUGCACCUUCUUCAGCAGUGGAUGUGGGAGAAGAUGAUGACAGCACUGGACGAGAUACAUCUUUAUCUACAUACCAUAAGACAAGUGCAGACCUCACAGUGGACUACUUCCUCAAAAGUUUAGCUGGCCGACAUAUUGAUUUGAAGAACUUGAGUCCUUGUGCCAGCAACAAUGUGUUCUCUUCUCCUGAAGAUGGCAGUGUGAGUGGUGUGGGAACUGUCUGGGGUUGUGGGCUGAGCAAAACCCUCACAGACAAAGAACUUCUUGGAGGUUGUGGCUUCAAACCCUGUGUAGCUGAGGAUGGACGGUUUGAAAUUGGAGAUAUUCAUGAAAAUGGAUGUUUUAAUGAUGUUGAUGAUUAUGAGGAAGUAGAUGCAAGAUUAUUGAAAAGAUCACAUUCUACUGGGGACUUGUGUACCAGAGGUCGUCGUGGGCCAAGGUUAGGUGUUGGCACGGGUGCAGAUGAACCUAGGUACCACCUGGAUUCUGAUCACAGCAGUCAGCAUGAAGAAAAACCUGAAGAUUUGGUAAAACGCAUGCUUGCCUGCCCAGCUUCGACAGUGUGUUCCAGUGGGUCUCGCCAAUGGUCAGGGACCAACGGUAGUCGCGGUCACUUUCUCCUUCUUCAUCAGCAGAGUUCCUCUGGAGGCACAGUGGGAGGGGGUGAGGCAUCAAACACCUCUGAAGACGGCACCAGUCUCUACUUUGGAGGACAGUCAUCCGUGGAGGACACCACAACCACAUCAGACUCUUUGAAUGCAGACCUGGAAGUGUGUGGAAUCCUUGGAACCACCACAGAGGAUGACGAAGAAGGCAAGGCUAAUAUGGAAGAAGAUCCAUCUAGUGGUGCAAAUUCAAAACACCAAAGUGAGUUUCUGCAUGGCAUCAAAGAUGUGAACAGAAGUGCUGUUGCUGAAAAGAGCCGAAGUUGUGGUAAUGUGGCUUCUGGUGUUGGAUCUUCUACUGCUGGCAAAACAGCAACUGGAACAAGUCUGUUGGAGGCUCAUCGCAAAGCAUUUAAAGCAUCUGGGGGUAAGGGUGCUGCUGCUGCCGCUGCUGCUGCUGCUGCUGCUGCUACUGCUGCUGCUGCUGCUGCUGCUGCUGCAGCGGCGGCGGCAGCUGCAACAGGAUCUGGCUUGAGAAUUCGCAUUUGUAAAUCACCAAAUCCAGGCAGUGCUGGAACAGAAACAGUGUGUCAUCAACUGGAAACUGAUAGUUCCAAUGAAUACGAGUCUGAGACAGGUAUACCAAAGUCACCUACUUUGUUCAUUAGUGGAGUAUCCAUAAGUCGUACACCAGAACCUCGGUCACCUGCUCUAGCUGUAGCAAACUCUGUAGCAAACACAUCUGCUGGGCGUCAGUCACGCUCUUCAAGUUUAACUGUACCUCCCCCUCCUCCUCUGAAUGCAGUGUCUUCAAAUGCCACAUUAGGAUCCUCCUCAAUUUCUCUUAAUGCAGGCUUAUUGCCUGGAGCAUCUCCAGAGCCUCAGAGUGCUCCUACUCCAGUAUCUGUCUCUCCUCCACCCCCACCCCUGCUUCCUCCUCCUCCGGGAUCUCCUGCUGGGUCCUGUCACACAAGGUCUGGAGCUCCUUCUCCAAUCUUGACGGCAAGCAAUGGAAAUGCAGCCAACAGCAAUGUUCCUUCAGGAACAGGUGCGCCAACAAAAUCCAAAUCUGCUAGCGAACCAGAAAGGGAACGAGAAAUGUUUCGAUUCCCUAAAUCCUCCACUGAUGGUGCUCUUAGUUCAGUACUUCAUGUCCAGGAGAGUAAUUUGAGUUCUGAUGAUUUUCAUGAAGCUUUGUUUCUGCUUGAACGCUCGCCUAAGGGAAGUGGUUCCAAGAGGCGGAAGAAAUCCAAAAAAGAUCGAAAUAAAGAUAAAGAAAAUAAUGGUGGUGGUGGAAUAGUUGCAACAACUGGUGUUAAGGGUAAAGAAGUGAAAGAAGCUAGUUCUGCCCUGUGA